CACAGACGUUCCACAAACCAGACAAUGAGGUAGGUUUGAAAGCAUUUGCAAAUAUAUAAAAUGCACAAACUAUACUAGAGCAGCAGCUACAAUUAUCAACAGUCCAUAAUUAUCGACGCCUUUUCAGAUUUACCAGUAAAAACAAUUUUACAAAGGUGAGUUUCAGUUACAACAGUUAUUAUUGGUUAAUUGAUCAAUCAGAAGACCUGCCCUUUGAUCUUGUCGUCUGAUGACACCGCUUGUUACCUGAGAUGGAUUUUUUAUUUUUUUUUUUAAGCACGAUCAACAAUUUGAGGAAAACCCGGAUGUUAUCAUCGCAGGGACAACCCGUCAGUGAUAAAGAGGCGUUUCACGAGUGUGCUGAUUGUGUCAGCUUUGUCUCCACUCUUUGUGUGGGGAUGGAAAGAGUUCACAGGCAUUCAGCCUACACCAUCCUUAUUAGCUCUCAUGGGAAUCCGAUUUGAGGGCCUCAUUCCAGCUGUUAUUCUUCCCCUCAUCCUAACCAUGGUGCUGUUUCUGGGUCCUCUUAUCCAGCUGGCCAUGGACUGCCCCUGGGGCUUUAUUGAUGGAAUCAAAGUGGCUGUUGAUCCACGCUUCUGGGCAUUAUGUCUGAGUGACAUGCGCUGGCUGAGGAAUCAGGUGGUGGCUCCGCUAACAGAGGAGUUGGUGUUCCGUGCUUGUAUGCUACCCAUGCUGGUGCCCUGUGCUGGACCCUCCACUUCCAUCUUCACAUGCCCACUUUUCUUUGGUGUAGCACAUUUUCACCACGUGAUUGAGCUCCUGCGCUUCAGACAAGGGACCAUCUCAGGAAUUUUUCUUUCUGCAGUGUUCCAGUUCUCAUACACAGCAGUAUUUGGAGCUUACACUGCCUUUAUAUUUCUCAGAACAGGUCACUUGGUAGGCCCGGUGUUGUGUCACUCAUUCUGUAACUACAUGGGUUUUCCUGCAUUGAGUUCAGCACUGGAACAUCCACAUCGCCUUACUGUUUUGUUCUUCUAUGUGCUGGGAGUGUUGCUCUUUCUGCUCUGCCUCUUCCCCAUGACUGACCCAAUCUUCUAUGGCUGGCCCACACCCGUCUGUACGCUCGCCUCCUCACUCGGCUCCCUCUGCUCCUAAUUUUCCACAUUCCACACUGUUCUGCUGCUCUACAGGACCCGUGCUGUUUCGCACCCAAGACGUCACCUGUGUCUCCAGGAUGUGCAGUGUAAUGAGGAUUACAAGGGCCCCAUGGAAACAGGUAUGAAAACUCCCACACUGUAUCUGUGGGCAUAUUGGACAAAGUCUGCGUACUCACCAGAUCACCAGAGUUGCUCUUCUGACAUGGAUCGGGUCAAGAAGUCAGACUCUGGGAGAGUUUAGAGAAGACGGGUAUUUAUACAUUGCUGCAUGUUCAUUGUGUUUUAUAAUAUGAUAAUAUAUUUGGGUUCAUUUGGAUAGCGUUUAUUUUAUUGUUCCACUAAGAAGGAUUCUACACUGUAUGUUGCACCACCACAGGAGGAUGGAUGACCUUUUUGUUUUUGCUCAAAUUAACAUAAGCUGCUUUGUCUGGUGCUAGUACUUGAAGAACAGUGUUUUAGAUGCCCUGAAAACUUUAAUUUUACUCAAGUGUUUUUAAAUACACCAUAUAGCAGGACUUGGCUCACUAACAGGUGCAUUUUAAAGCUUCCUCCAACUAUGACUUAUUCACACAAGUUAAAUCUAGGGUUAGUAGGGCAUAGCCUUAUAGCUAGAUAUACAUGUAACUGAGCUCAUGCCAGAUGGCUUAUGUCAUUUAAUUAUAGAUCAAUGCGCAACAGAAAGCUGUGCAUAGAGUCAAAGCUACCUUGUCUGUUUUUGUUGUUGCAGACAGAUAUUUAUAGAAUAUACCAGCUUUCUGCAUGAUGGCAGACCAUUUAUAUAUGGAGAAUUUUUAAUAGCAUAUUUGUUGCAUAUUUACAUGCAUGACUGUGCUUCUAUGAAGUCUGGAUAACCACUAGGGAUGGUGUGAAACACCUGGAAACCUCCUGAUUCACUUGCGCACUCAUGCUAAGCCCUUCCCAGCAGUCACAUUGUGAUGUGACACAUUCCAGCACGUCUUUUCAUAAUACAGCCGUCUUUCUCUGGAACCUUCUUACUGAGCUGGUGGUGGUUCCAAAUAUGGAACCCUGGCAGUAAUCUGGGGUUCAUAAACCCACAGUUGCAUACAUAACUCCCAUUCUGUUUUGCCUCUUCUGACAGACAAAGGUGGUGUGAGACACCUGGAUAGCCUACACCAACAAUAACCCUGAGUACAUGAAUAGUAACACCCAGGUAGCAGCAGUAUAGACUUCUUGGAGCAUCUCUUAAUAAGGCCCAUGGAGGAGACGGUCCUUAUAGAGUGGUAUGUCACCUUUAGGGGCUGGGCACCCAGCCCAUCCUAUAGGAAUAAUUUUGAUACCAACCAAUGGUAUCUGCUUGAAGCCACCCAGCCUCUGUUUAGACAAGGGAGCCCCUCUGUUAUAUUCACCAUAACAAAUAAAUAGUGUCUGAGGAUCAGGUGACUCGUGUCCAAAUGAAACCCUAUUGAGAUGCCAUUUUAUGUUCCUGGUGAGAUGAGGCUGGUUGUGGGUGAAUGCAUCUGAUUGGGCUCUGGCUGUACCAGAGAGAACCAUAUUCAAAAAUGUGUUGACUAGGAAUCAAAAAGGGGACCACCUGCACCUUCGCACACCUUUCCCAGAUAUGGGCUGUCGCUUUUGGGUGCAGAUGUAUGUGCUAUCUUGAGUGUGUCCACUUCACCAGCCUUGGCAGAGUUGCCAUCACUAGGCCAGGCAUGAAUGGGCUUAUCUGGGGAGAUUUUGUGCAAGACAAAAGGAACUGCUCAACCCCUUGCCAACCUGAUGGUUCAUACUGCUAACCAUUACAACACUGUCUGAAUGGACCAACAUAUGGCAUUGACUUGGAACCAGCAAGAAGUUUUUAAGGGUUCGGUGGAUUGCAGUUCCCAAUGGUUGAUGUGUUUGAUGUUUCACCGUUAUCUGGUGGCAGCACACUGCUACCAGCACUUGGCUCUCCCAACAUAAGUUUGGUAGGAGGCAGGGGAUUCCUUUGUGGGCAUUGGAACACCUGCCACAAAAAGGCUCUGAAUAGAUGAUGAAGAAUAAGAACCACCUUUAUUUGUCACAUAUACAUUAGAGCAUGGUGAAAUUCUUUUCUUCGCAUAUCCCAGCUUCCUAACAAGCUGGGCGGAGGAAAGAAAAGAAUCUAGAAAUUAUUUUCUUCAGAGCUCAGGGUCAGUCAUGAUAUGGUGACCUUGGAGCAGAAAGGGUUAAGGACCUUGCUCAAGAGCCCAACAGUGGCAGCUUGGUGGUACUGGGACUUGAACCCCUAACCUUCUGAUCAGUGAUCCAGAGCCCUAACUGUUGACCUCCCACUACUUAUCCUUUUCUUUUUUUUUUUUUUUUUUUUUUUAGGAGGGCAUAGGUUUUGUAAUCUUGAAAUCAAACAUGGCCAUAUGGCUUAUUUGUGUGGCAUGCACUAGGAGAUGUUUCACUCCACCCCCGGAGGUUAGGGGGGUGAAAUGGAAGCACUUUAUGCACAACUAGACUGAUUGCUUUUACAUGUUGUACCUAAGGAAAAGUAUAUUUUUAUUGGUGUGAUACUCAACCUUUUAAUAGUGAGUUUACACUAGGUUUUGAUGCUGAAGCCAUUGAGAUGACAAAGAAAUAACACAAUGACAUGUAUGGUCGUAGAAAAACAAAGGCCAGUAUGUCUUUUCUAACUGAGUCAUCCUUUUUCUUUCUGGUGGAACUCACUCAUAAAAAUUGUCUUAAUGUUUUGUGCAUGAUUGAAGAUGGAGGAAUGUAACCAGUUUUUCCAUUACACUCUGACCACUACUCUGCAUGCUGCUACGCUGCUAGCCUGUGGAUUUUGGAGCUGUACUGAAAUUGAUGUGCAUCGUUUGAUAUUGGCAUGAAAUUGAUCUGAUGCAGAAACUGAUCACCUUGUCAUAUAUGGUUUGUAGCUCAGCAUAGAAAGAGGCAGACUGGUGAAGCAGAUUUGUUUGGAUUUUAUGGGAACUGCUGAUAUUUUGUCUACAUGUAAAAUCUCACCAGGAAUCAAUGUUAGACUUUUUUUUUUCUUUUCAUCCAAAAUAUUUUUAAUGGUUACGUUGGGAAAGAACUGAAUCAUUGUUGGAACUUGCCCAUGCUUAUUUAGUGACUAGAAAUUCACCAGAAUGACUUGUUUAAAUAGGUGCUAUAAUUUUAAUAGUAUUAUUAUUAUUAUUAUUUAUUAUUAUUAUUAUGCUGUGAAGUGUGUAGUUAUUACUGUUGUGUAUGUCAAACUAAACUUCUAGCAAUAAUAAUAGACGAGACCAAAUCAGGGAUUUACAUGUAGUUCAGCUCCAUACUUAGCCUGUAUUAGCUACUGCUGGAUCAUUUUUAAGGAAUGUGCCAUAGUUAAUUUGAUUAAAUGGUUAAAUCUCGGCUUGACGAGUUAAGUUUGUUAUAUGUAUCAUCAAGAACUGACAUGUUUACAUGUGGAGGAAAAUUGCUUACAAAUGCUGCUCUGCAGCUUGCUGCAUAAUUGCUUUUCUGAUGGUAUCAGGUCAGGUUUUGCGCUCCUAUGCUUAUUUUUUAUUUUUUUAUUUUUUUGUAGGCCUCAGUCAUCAGAGCUGUAUCACAUUUUAUUUGCGUUUUGAAAAGAGCCAUCAUUAUGCUCAUGUUACCUCCUAGAAUAAAGUCUAGAAAUAAGACUAAUUGUCAGCAGUAAUCUCUAGGAGUUAGUGGGAGGGGACCUUUGUCAAGCCUGUGUUUAAUCUAAAGGGUUUUUUUCCCUUCUAAAUAAGGGUUUUAAAAUGUACUAAAAUUUCUGUUAAUAGAACAGUCAAACAUGUCUAGGAAUUUUUUGUCUGUCCACUUGUCAGUGAAGGUAGCAGGGAGAAGAAGCAUGUCACUCCAGUGACUGAUUACUUGUGGAACUGAAUUGUUUCAGUGGUUUUUUUUUUUUUUUUUUGUGUGUGUGUCUACGCUCAGCAUGCGUCAGGCGUGGUCUCUUGUGGCAUAAUUUUAAUCUUUCCUUAAUGUUGGAAAGCCUACUGUUCUUUAACUAAUGUAGCUUCUUGGGGUGGAUUUUUGUGAUUUUUGUUCAAAGCAAUUCUUGUUGCAUAGUCUUAAAUUGAUUGAUUUUAAAACCUUUUUGUUUGAAAAGUAUGUUCUUUCCUUACAUUACUGUCAAUUUGCUCUCUUUAAUUUCUUACUUAAAUGGUUUGGCAGCCAGACAUUUACAGUGGAUAUAAAAAGUGUACACACUCCUCUUAAAAUGGCAGGUUUUUGUGAAGUAAAAAAAUGAAUCUUGGAUAAAUCAUGUCAUCAAAUUUUCUACCCUAAAUGUGAAAUUGCACCAUCUCAUCUCAUUAUCUGUAGCCGCUUUAUCCUUCUACAGGGUUGCAGGCAAGCUGGAGCCUAUCCCAGCUGACUACGGGCGAAAGGCGGGGUACACCCUGGACAAGUCACCAGGUCAUCACAGGGCUGACACAUAGACACAGACAACCAUUCACAUUCACACCUACGGUCAAUUUAGAGUCACCGGUUAACCUAACCUGCAUGUCUUUGGACUGUGGGGGAAACCGGAACACCCGGAGGAAACCCACGCGGACACGGGGAGAACAUGCAAACUCCACACAGAAAGGCCCUCACCAGCCACGGGGCUCGAACCCGGACCUUCUUGCUGUGAGGCGACAGCGCUAAUCACUACACCACCGUGCCGCCCCGAAAUUGCACCAUAUAAAAAUUAAUUUAAACGCAAAUAAACAUUUUAGGGGAAAUAGGAAAAAUUAAAAAGUUACAGUAAACUAGUUGCAUAAGUGUGCAUACCCUGUUAUAACUGUGGAUGUGGCUGUGGUCAAAAUGAACCAAUCACGUUCUCUUUAAUCUUCAAAAAUAAAUAAUUUUCAUCAGGCCUGUAGUACUCAAGUUUGACUCGUGCCCUCAUUUUAAGGACUUGUGACUUGACUUGGACUUGAGCACUGAUUACUUGGACUUGUAAGUCGGAGAUGAGGACUUGGAUUUUUUUCUUUAUUUUUUGUAACAUGCCAUAAUAAUUUGGUAUAAGGUAUUUAUAUCUACAUUAAUUUUUGUACUAAUUUCAUGCAAGAGUGUCACACCUGCGCGGCUUGGCACGUACAUCAGAUAGACUCUUGGGCGCGCUCCAGACAGUGCACGUGCCAAGCAGAUUCUUGCGUGCGCCCUAAACAACUCGCACCUGCACAGGAUUAAGGUUCAAUCAGUGCGCUUAAAUAAAAACUGUGAAAACACACUUACUUUGCAAAGUAUUGAGUUGUGUUGCUGAUACAUUACUGAGCCUUGUUUCCUGAUCCCUGAUUUCCUGUUUCUCGUCUUUGAUUCUGCUGAGUCUACUAUAGCCUGUUUGUGCCUCGCUUGACCUAUUGUCUCUCGUCUCGUCUUCUUCCGCUUAUCCGGGACCGGGUCGCGGAGGCAGCAGUCUAAGCAUGGAAGCCCAAACUUCCCUUUCCCCAGACACUUCGGCCAGCUCCUCGGGAAGUACACCGAGGCGUUCCCAGGCCAGCCGAGAGACAUAGUCCCUCCAGCGUGUCCUGGGUCUUCCUCGGGGCCUCCUCCCGGGGGGACAUGCCUGGAACACCUCCCCAGGGAGGCGUCCAGGAGGCAUCCGAAAAAGAUGCCCGAGCCACCUCAGCUGAUUCCUCUCGAUGUGGAGGAGCAGCGGCUCUACUCCGAGCUCCUCCCGAGUGACUGUGCUUCUCACCCUAUCUCUAAGGGAGCGCCCAGCCACCCUGCGAAGGAAACUCAUUUCGGCCGCUUGUAUCCGCAAUCUUGUUCUUUCUGUCACUACCCAAAGCUCAUGACCAUAGGUGAGAGUCGGAACGUAGAUCGACCGGUAAAUUGAGAGCUUCGCCUUUUGGCUCAGCUCCUUCACCACGACGGACCGGUAAAGCGACCGCAUCACUGCGGAGGCUGCACCGAUCCGCCUGUUGAUCUCACACUCCAUCCUUCCCUCACUCGUGAACAAGAUCCCGAGAUACUUAAACUCCUCCACUUGAGGCAGGACUUCUCCACCAACCUGGAGAGGGCAAGCCACCCUUUUCCGGUCGAGAACCAUGGCCUCGGACUUGGAGGUGCUGAUUCUCAUCCCAGCCACUUCACACUCGACUGCAAACCGCCCCAGUGCAUGCUGAAGGUCCUGGUUUGAAGAAGCCAACAGGACAACAUCAUCUGCAAAAAGCAGAGAUGAAAUCCUGUGGUUCCCAAACAGGAUUCCUUCCGGCCCCUGGCUGCGCCUAGAAAUUCUGUCCAUAAAAAUUAUGAACAGAACCGGUGACAAAGGGCAGCCCUGCCGGAGUCCAACAUGCACUGGGAACAGGUCUGACUUACUGCCGGCAAUGCGAACCAGACUCCUGCUCCGUUCGUACAGGGACCGGACAGCCCUUAGCAAAGAGCCCCGAACCCCAUACUCCCGAAGCACCCCCCCACCGAAUACCACAGGGGACAUGGUCAAAUGCCUUCUCCAGAUCCACAAAGCACAUGUGGACUGGUUGGGCAAACUCCCAUGAACCGUCGAGCACCCUAUGAAGGGUAUAGAGCUGGUCCAGUGUUCCGCGACCAGGACGAAAACCGCAUUGUUCCUCCUGGAUCCGAGGUUCGACUAUUGGUCUAAUUCUCCUCUCCAGUACCUUGGAGUAAACUUUCCCUGGGAGGCUGAGAAGUGUGCUUUCCCCUAUAAUUGGAGCACACUCUCCGGUCCCCUUUCUUAAAAAGAGGGACCACCACCCCAGUCUGCCACUCCAGAGGCACUGUCCCCGACCGCCACGCGAUGUUGCAGAGGUGUGUCAACCAAGACAGCCCCACAACAUCCAGAGACUUGAGAUACUCAGGGCGGAUCUCAUCCACCCCCGGUGCCUUGCCACCGAGGAGCUUGCAAACCACCUCAGUGACUUCGGCUUGGGUAAUGGACGAGUCCACCUCUGAGUCAUCAGCCUCAGUCUCCUCAGUGGAAGACAUGAUGGUGGGAUUGAGGAGAUCCUCAAAGUAUUCCUUCCACCGCCCGACAAUGUCCCCAGUUGAGGUCAACAGCUCUCCACCCGCACUGUAAACAGUGUUGGCAGAGUACUGCUUCCCCCUCCUGAGGCGCCGGAUGGUUUGCCAGAAUUUCUUCGAGGCCAACCGAUAGUCCUUCUCCAUGGCCUCCCCGAACUCCUCCCAGUUCCGAGUUUUUGCCUCCACAACUGCCCGAGCUGCAGCACGCCUGGCCUGCCGAUACCAGUCAGCUGCCUCAGGAGUCCCGGAGGUCAACAUGGCCCGAUAGGACUCCUUCAGCUUGACGGCAUCCCUUACUUCCGGUGUCCACCACUGGGUUCGGGGAUUGCCGCCACAACAGGCACCGGAGACCUUGCGGCCACAGCUCCGAACAGCUGCGUCCACAAUGGAGGUAGAGAACAUGGUCCACUCAGACUCAAUGUCCCCCGCCUCCCUCGGAAGCUGGGAAAAGCUCUCCCGGAGGUGGGAGUUAAAGACCUCCCCAACAGAGUGCUCGGCCAGACGUUCCCAGCAGACCCUUACCAUACGUUUGGGCCUGCCAGGUCUGUCCAGAUUCCUCCUCCGCCAGCGGAUCCAACUCGCCACCAGGUGGUGAUCAGUUGACAGCUCAGCCCCUCUCUUCACCCGAGUGUCCAAGACAUGGGGCCGGAGAUCAGAUGAAACGACUACAAAGUUGAUCAUCGACCUCCGACCUAAGGUGUCCUGGUGCCACGUGCACUUAUGGACACCCCUAUGCUCGAACAUGGUGUUCGUUAUGGACAAACCGUGACUAGCACAGAAGUCCAAUAACAAAACACCACUCGGGUUCAGAUCGGGGAGGCCGUUCCUCCCAACCACGCCCCUCCAGGUGUCACUGUCGUCACCCACGUGAGCAUUGAAGUCCCCCAGUAGCACAAUGGAGUCCCCAGUCUGAGCACCCCUCAGUACCUCUCCCAGGGACUCCAAGAAGGCCAGAUACUCUAUACUGCUAUUUGGCCCGUAGGCACAAACAACAGCAAGAGCCCUCUCCCCAAUCCAAAGGCGCAGAGAGGCGACCCUCUCAUUCACUGGGGUAAACUUCAACACAUGGCGGCUGAGCUGGGGAGCUAUAAGCAAGCCCACACCAGCCCGCCGCUGCUCACCACGGGCGACUCCAGAGAAGUGGAAAGUCCAGCCCCUCUCGAGGAGCUGGGUUCCAGAGCCCAAGCUGUGCGUGGAGGUGAGCCCGACUAUCUCUAGCCAGUACCUCUCAACCUCCCGCACAAGCUCAGGCUCUUUCCCCCCCAGCGAAGUGACAUUCCAUGUCCCAACAGCCAGCCGCUGUGUCCGGGGAUCAGGUCGUCGAGGCCUCUGCCUUCGACUGCCACCCAAUCCACAUUGCACCAAUCCCCUACUGCUACCUCUGUGGGUGGUGAACCCACAGGAGGUCGGGCCCACAUCACCUCUUCGGGCUGAGCCCGGCCGGGCCCCAUGGGCAAAGGCCCGGCCACCAAGCGCUCGCAUACGAGCCCCAACCCCGGGCCUGGCUCCAGGGUGGGGCCCUGGCUGCGUCAUACCGGGCGACGUCACGGUCCUUGCUUUUUUCUCCAUAGGGGUUUUUGGUGAACUGCUGUUGGUCUGGCCUGUCACCUAGGACCUGUCUGCCUUGGGAAACCCUGACAGGGGCAUAAUGCCCCCGACAACAUAGCUCCUAGGAUCAUUCAAGCACACAAACCCCUCCACCACAAUAAGGUGGCAGUUCUAGGAGGGGUGGCAGUUCUAGGAGGGGGUAUAGUGACCUAUUGUCUGUUUCACCAUUUUACAAUUUUGCCUGCCAUUCUGGAUUGUUCACCUGUCUUCACUUGUAUUAAUAAACGCACCUUCUACACUUACACCCGUCUCCCAACCAUCUCUGACAGAAUACUUCACACUCCCUAACAAAGAGAAUCACAUUAACCUGUUCAUACGUCAUAUUCAGGAACAAACUAAUGUUCAUGGCGCUAAAACAGCCACCGUCACAUGGUGCGGUUGGAGUCUUGUUCUCGGCUCAGAUCAAUAGUGGACUCGGCUUGGACUUGACUCAGUUUUGUUUAAUGACUUGGACUUGAACACUGGGGACUUGAGACUGGACUCGGACUUUCAUAUAACUGUCAUUGAUGAAAUAAUUCUGAUUAACACCAAAUAAAGAGCAGCUGUAGGAUUUUCUUGACAUCAUCUUGGAUUCAUCUGACUGCUGAAGCCUUUUUUCCCCCCCCCUCCCCAUUUUGGUUGAGCACCACCCGAACUGAUUAUCGUAUCAUCAGCUUUUCUUUGGCCAGUCAGACAUAAGGUAUACCACCACUCUUGCUGGAGUAGUUGGGGUUAGGUACCUUGCUCAAGGGCACUUCAGUCAGUUCUGCUGGUUCAGGGAAUUGAACCAGCGACGUUUUGAUCCCAAAGCUGCUUCUCUAACCAUUAGACCAUUGCUUCCACAUGAGCCGCAAAAAGCUUACAAACUGUGUAGUUUAUCUCGCUUGCUGAAAGCCAUUGAUCAGGACAGGGGUAUAAAAGAAUUCCCAAAAUACUAGAUAUACCGUGGAACGCCAUGAAGGCAAUAAUCAAGAAGUGGAGAAAAUAGGGCACCAUGAUGCCAUUACAAAGAACCUUCCAAAAUGUACAAAAAGGCAAGACAAAAGCUUCCCAGGGAGGCUGCAAAGAGACCUACAACCAUAUUGAAGGAGCUGCAGGAAUUUCUGACAAGUACUGAUUUACUCUUUGCAUGUCGCACUAAUCCUCUUGUAUUCUUCACAUGUCUGGGCUGUGGGGUAGGGUGCUUAGAUGGAGGCCCUUCCUCAAUAAAACAUCCAAGCCCAACUAAAUCAUGUGGCAAAAUUUGUUAUGGUCUGAUGAGACCAUAUGCUUGGCGCAAAAAACAACACAUCACCUAAAGAACACCAUACCUAAAGUGAAGCAACAUCAUGCUACAAAGCUCGCCCCCCCUCUUUUUUUUUCCCCCUUCUCCCUAGCCAGAACUGGGCCUUUUAUCAAAGUGGAGGGAAUCAUGAAUAGCAACAGAUUUUAGUGCAAAACAUUUCGGGCAUCUGCUAGUAAGCUGAAGGUGAAAAGGAAUUCAGCACAUCAGUGAUCCAAAUUGACAAAGGUAUGGCUUAACCAAAAGAUCAGUGUAUUUGGAUGGCCCAGUCAGAGCCUAGACCUGAUCCAUCUAGAAUGUUUUUGCAAGAAGGACUGGGAAAAUAUUGCCAAGUUAUGAUGUGCCAUGCUGAUAGAUUCUUACCCUAAAAGACUGCGUGAGCGGUGUAAUAAAAUCAAACGCCAUUUCAACAAAGCAUUAGUUGACGUGUGCACAUUCAUGCAACUAGGUGGUGUUUUUUUUUUUUUCCCCUUAAAAAUUUUGAUUGUUUUUCACUUUGAGUUGUUUGCAAUUUCACAUAUUUGUCACAAAAACCUGCCAUUUUAACAGGGGUGUGUAAACUUUGUACCCACUGUACAUCUGAAGAUAUGAAUCUUCACUUGAGCAAAUAUGCUUUCAAUACACACCCACGGACAGGAGGAGCAAUAGACAUUAGAAUUUAUUUUUUCAAAUGCACACGGUUAUGUACUAUUUCAGUAGGAUAACAACAGUAAGCAGGGUUUGGAUUAAAGAACACUGCUAUACAAAUGUACUGUUUUAUAACAAGACUUGUAAUUAUCAGUAGUUCAGAUGUUUAUACUGAGAACUAUAUUUUAUAAUCAAAUGUAUUUUGGUGUCACAUGGAGGGUUAAUGUACAUGCAAGAUGUUUUUGAGCAAGACCAUGUGCAAUGCAGUUAACACACUGAAGGACAAAUAUUUUUUGACAAUCUUUUGAGGGUCUUUCAAAUUGCUCAUCAAAAACUGU
Molecule: messenger RNA, 11864 nt
Organism: Neoarius graeffei (lesser salmon catfish)
Lineage: Eukaryota; Metazoa; Chordata; Actinopteri; Siluriformes; Ariidae
Gene: rce1a
Product: Ras converting CAAX endopeptidase 1a
Exons: 8
Coding region: 448-1116 (222 amino acids)
Biological process (GO): CAAX-box protein processing
Cellular component (GO): endoplasmic reticulum membrane
Molecular function (GO): metalloendopeptidase activity
Source: RefSeq, a predicted model, not a curated record